Molecule: messenger RNA, 7908 nt
Organism: Sphaerodactylus townsendi
Lineage: Eukaryota; Metazoa; Chordata; Lepidosauria; Squamata; Sphaerodactylidae
Gene: CLOCK
Product: clock circadian regulator
Exons: 22
Coding region: 458-3037 (859 amino acids)
Biological process (GO): circadian regulation of gene expression; regulation of transcription by RNA polymerase II
Cellular component (GO): nucleus; cytoplasm; CLOCK-BMAL transcription complex
Molecular function (GO): protein dimerization activity; DNA-binding transcription factor activity, RNA polymerase II-specific; E-box binding
Source: RefSeq, a predicted model, not a curated record
GACCAGGACCCAUCUGAGACUUGCAGCCGCCGCUAUCCCAGCAAACUUGUCCCUUACGGCUUGUGGCCUCCAUUCCGCGCACGCGCACUAAAGCCUGAGCGGAGCGGCUAGGAGACGGCCGCUGCUGUUUUUGCCGGUAACCGCGAGAGGGUGGCGCAUGCGCAGUGCCGAAGGGUCCCUAGGCCUGCCUUGAGCGAAAGCGGGGGAGAAGUCCUCCGUGUGGCAGCGGGCGAGAGGCUGAAGAAGAGCGCAGGAGGAGGCUGAGGCGGCAGCAGCGCCGGAGGCACAUGCUGACUUAGGAAUUAAUGCUGUUCUGCUGGGAAUAUUUUUGAAGGCACAUUUUUCUCAUGAGGCACAUCUGCAAUCUGUAAUUUUAGAACAUCAAUAUUUAUCAUCCAGAAAAGUAUAAACGACUAGACGUACAAAUGUCUACCACAAGACUAAAGUGUGACAUGUUAUGUUCUUCACCAUAAGCAACCAUAAAAUGAGCUCCAUUGCAGACAGAGAUGAUGGUAGCAUUUUUGAUGGUCUUGUGGAAGAAGAUGACAAGGAUAAAGCAAAGAGAGUAUCAAGAAAUAAGUCGGAAAAGAAACGCAGAGACCAGUUUAAUGUUCUCAUCAAAGAGCUGGGAUCCAUGCUUCCGGGCAAUGCUCGGAAGAUGGACAAAUCUACUGUAUUGCAGAAGAGUAUUGACUUUUUACGGAAGCACAAAGAAAUUACGGCACAGUCAGAUGCCAGUGAAAUCCGACAAGACUGGAAACCCACAUUCCUUAGUAAUGAAGAAUUCACUCAGUUAAUGUUAGAGGCCCUUGAUGGUUUUUUCCUAGCAAUCAUGACAGAUGGAAGUAUAAUAUAUGUAUCAGAAAGUGUAACCCCUUUACUUGAACAUUUGCCAUCUGACCUAGUGGAUCAGAGUAUAUUUAAUUUUGUCCCAGAGGGAGAGCAUUCAGAGGUUUAUAAAAUACUAUCUACUCAUUUGUUAGAAAGUGAUUCAUUGACUCCAGAAUAUUUAAAAUUAAAAAAUCAGCUAGAAUUCUGUUGCCAUAUGCUCCGUGGAACCAUAGAUCCCAAAGAGCCACCUACGUAUGAAUACGUAAAAUUUAUAGGAAACUUCAAGUCUUUGAGCAACAUGCCCAACUCUGCACAUAAUGGUUAUGAAGGAACCAUACAGCGGCCUCACAGGCCUUCUUAUGAAGAUAGAGUUUGUUUUGUAGCUACAGUUAGGUUAGCUACACCUCAGUUUAUCAAGGAAAUGUGUACUGUUGAAGAACCCAAUGAAGAGUUCACCUCUAGACAUAGCUUAGAAUGGAAGUUCCUUUUCUUGGAUCACAGGGCACCUCCAAUAAUAGGUUAUUUACCAUUUGAAGUGUUGGGAACAUCUGGCUAUGAUUAUUAUCAUGUGGAUGACUUAGAAAAUCUGGCAAAAUGUCAUGAACACUUAAUGCAGUAUGGAAAAGGGAAGUCCUGUUAUUACAGAUUUCUUACGAAGGGACAACAGUGGAUUUGGCUGCAGACUCAUUACUAUAUCACUUACCAUCAGUGGAAUUCCAGACCAGAGUUCAUUGUAUGUACCCACACAGUAGUAAGUUACGCUGAGGUUCGAGCAGAAAGGCGGCGUGAACUUGGAAUUGAAGAGUCUCUUCCAGAAAUAGCUGCUGAUAAAAGUCAAGACUCAGGUUCUGACAAUCACAUAAAUACAGUAAGUCUCAAAGAAGCAUUGGAGAGAUUUGAUCAUAGCCCCACACCUUCCGCUUCUUCCCGGAGCUCAAGGAAAUCCUCUCAUACUGCAGUUUCUGACCCUUCAUCUACACCAACAAAACUGACCGUGGAUACCAGCACUCCUCCAAGGCAAACUUUGCCCACUCAUGAAAAAUCUGCACAAAGAAGGCCCUCACUUGGUAAUCAGUCUUUAAGUUCACAAUCCGUUGGACAACCAUUAGCACAACCAAUGAUGCCCCAACCUACAACUCUGCAGAUUCAACAAGGCAUGUCUCAGCCAAUGCUUCAGUUUUCUGCUCAACUAGGAGCCAUGCAGCACUUAAAGGACCAAUUGGAGCAAAGGACACGAAUAAUAGAGGCAAAUAUUCAUCGCCAGCAAGAAGAGUUGCAUAAGAUUCAAGAACAACUCCAAAUGGUCCAUGGUCAAGGCCUCCAGAUGUUUUUGCAGCAGCCAGCUCCUGGAUUAAACUUUGGUUCUGUGCAGCUGACGUCUGGAAACCCAUCAAACAUCCAACAGAUUACACCAAUAAACAUGCAAGGUCAGGUGGUUCAGACAAAUCAGAUCCAAGGUAGUAUGAACACUGGUCACAUUAAUACUCAACACAUGAUACAGCAGCAGCCCCUUCAAAGUACCACAGCACAGCAUAAUCAACCAAAUGUUCUGAGUGGGCAUAAUCAACAGACUUCUCUUACUUCUCAAUCUCAAAACACACUGUCAGCCCCGCUGUAUAACACUAUGGUGAUUUCUCAGCCAGCCACAGGAAAUGUUGUUCAAAUUCCUUCUUCAUUACCACAAAGCAACAACCAGAACGCUGCCAUUACCACAUUUACCCAGGAUAGACAAAUCAGAUUCUCCCAGGGCCAGCAACUUGUAACCAAACUGGUCACUGCUCCUGUGGCCUGUGGGGCAGUCAUGGUACCAAGCACUAUGUUUAUGGGGCAGGUGGUGACGGCCUACCCUACUUUUGCUGCACAGCAGCAGCAGCAACCACAGACAUUAUCAAUAACGCAGCAGCAGCAGCAGCAGCAGCAGCAGCAGAGCCAGCAGGAGCAACAGCAGCAGCAGCAGCAACAGCUCGCUACAGUUCAGCAGCCGUCCCAGACUCAGCUGACACAACAUCCGCAGCAGUUCUUACAGACAUCCCGGUUGCUCCACGGAAACCAGUCGACUCAGCUUAUCCUCUCUGCUGCUUUCCCGCUACAACAAAGCACUUUUACUACGUCGCACCACCAGCAGCAUCAGUCCCAGCAGCAGCAGCAACUUCCACGACACAGAACUGACAGCAUGACUGAGCCUUCCAAAGUUCAGCCCCAAUAGCGUGGAGGCUCUGCUGCUUCCAAAAGCAAACAGAGCGGGGCGAGAGUCUGCUCACAGAUAGUUGCACCGGUGACAGGAAAGGGAAGACUUUCCCAAGUGCAGUAUUGAAUAUCCUACAUGCUUGGGAUGUUUCUGCUGAGGCAAAGAAUGUGAGAUGCUGCUGAAAGGCACCUUUGGAGCAAAUCAGCCCAGAAGUGAUGGGGAGAAGGUCGUGGCUACCUUUGUCAGGGACCUGGUUGCUCCACCUUUUUUGUUUUGUUGUUCCUUCAAGGGCAUGUGCUGCCACGUGUUAACUUGUCCAGAUCAAGUCUCAAAAGAUUCCGUGGACCGAGGAGGGCACUUAAAUAUUGUGAUUUUCUUUUUAGCAGUUCUCUCUAAUUAAUUGUUACAGGGGACAUGCUGUUGCCACAGCAGUUUUUGUUUUGUUUUUAGAACGCCUGCAAUUAUGCUCCAAAAGACAGUUAAUAUUUUCAUUACAGGACAGUAAAUAUUUUCAAAAUAUUGUGUGGAAUCAAAUUUUUCAUUUGUACAGAUACUGUAAAAUACUGUGUAUAUGUCUGGAUAAGAGGCAAGAGUGGAAUAUUUUAUAUAAUGCAUGAAACUGUUGGUUUGAAUAUGUUUUUCCCUAAAUUUUCACACAAUGGCUCAAACUACCAUUUCCAUCUGUUUUUUACCAAUUUACCUUCUAUGAUACGCGUCACCAUUCAUUCUCACCUGUAAUGUGGGCACAAGUCUCCCAUCUGUGCUUUAUCUGUGAUGUCAAGAGUUUGUUCAAUGAGGUAAUAUAGUGUGCUGGCUUGUGGAAAUUUUGGAGUUAUAUUAUUGAUGAAACACUUUGAACUGUGAAGGGUUAUGCAUCAGAGUUCAAGGCAUUUGGUUUCAUAAAUAUCAUUUGUAAUUUCAUAGAUAUUCAAUUUUUUUUUCCGUGGGUGGAAAAAAUAGGAAUUUGCACUGCUAUUAUUGUGGAUGGUUUCGAAUUUUACUCCCCAAAGUUAUCUUUUGAUAUAAUUCAUAGUUGGAAAUAUUUAUGUAACAAUGUUUAAAAAUAUGAAAGCGGUUUUCAAGAAUGUCUCAAUUAUAGGAGGAGUAAUUUGCACAAAAAAACCUUUGAAUUUAAUAAUUGUAGGCACUUUUUAACUUUCUCUGUGGUGAGAAAUGUAACUUCUCGGAAUAUGUUGGAAUCUUUUUAUUCUCCAUUGCAAAUUUUGACCUUCAUUUAGUCAGAAAUGAUUCAGGGUCAUUUGAACAAAACAAAAAUACCCAUAGUGCCUUGGUUUUGAUUCAGGUGAUAAUGUUAAACAUCUCAAAUUACAUUCUGUUAAAUCAGUGACCAUUUUUGAAGUCUUAGAACAUUGUUAACAAAGCAUGCCUCAUAUUUCUCUACUACAUUUGUAUAUACAAGUAUUUUGAAAAUUAUACAAAUAGAGAUUGAAGUGUUUUGAAAACAUUGGCACUUUUUUAAACUGCUAACCUGGGGCAUGCACCAUUGAAUCGGUUUUUCUUAACUAGCUGCCUGAUAAGAAAUAGAGUUCUUCUAAAUGAUAUCAGUACAGACAUGACUUGCAGUUAGUAGAAUUCCUUUUGUGACUGAAAUUUCAUGCAAGAUAAAAGAGACCAUCAGGACGUCAGUUUUUAAAAGGGAUGGUGUUAAACUAAGACUUCAGAUGGUAAAUUCACUUUAAAGAUAAUAAAAAGUUCCAACAGAAAUUCUGUACACUUUUUAAAAAAAUAUACAGCGAAUAGGUUAUAUGGUACUAGUUUUAAAAACCACAUCUGCAGAGCAAAACAUGCUAAUACAAAAUAGAUUGGUUAAUGAAAUGGUUAUGAGCAGGGAAAAUCUGAAUUACGGAGGAGUAUUAUAGAAGAGCUUUAUUAAUAUAACCAAAGUGCGGUGGGAUGCUGAGAUUGUAAUGCUGGGUGAACAAAGCCUGCUUCAAAAGCAACACCAUAGCAAGUGGUAGCAGCAAUGAUUUUGAGGCUAACUUCCUGUGAAUGCUUUUUGUGGCCGUACCCUGCCACGUUCCCUGCUUUUCCCCAUUACAACUAACAGACUAUUAGCAGGACCACAGCGAAAAGAAGCAGCAUGAUAAGAAAUCAACCAAAGAAUUGGACUAAUUCGUUCCCUUUGAACAGGGUCUGAGAACCUAUCUAGGAAACCACCUGUCUGCAUUCAUUAAAGAGAUUUUGUGGCAUUCCAGAAGUUCCUCUGUGUAUGGAAAGCGUAUAUUUUAAUAAAUUAAUGUCUGGCCACUGUCUUUUGUUUCCAAUCCCAAAUUAGGCUGUAUCGAACAAAGGUCCAUGCUUUAAGUAGAUUAUUUAGCGGAGAUUGUCCUCUUGGGCUUUAAGCUAUUGAUAGUAAUGAAAAUGCUGGGAAAUGAAAAUGCCGCGAAAGCUUUAAUGGUGCUUACAGAAUGGCCAAAGCAUUGGUAUUUGUGGUUAGUGAAAAGGUAGCAGACAAUCACUGGACAGGUGACUACUUAUUUGGCAUAAAUGCAGCUCUUAGUGGAUAUUAUAUAAAAGACUGCAGGGCCUUAGAGGGUGAAAAUAUUAGGUGCUUUCCAUUGUCUUUAGCAAGUAAUGGUGGAGAAGCAGUAGUUGACUCGAAAAGGUUUGCCUAAUGUCUGGAAAAAAAAAUCUCUGCACCUUGGCCCAACUUAAUUAAAGGAGCCCCCUGUCCUUCCCUCUACUGUUGUUGUAGUAUAAAGUGGUGCUCUUAAGGGAACUGUUUGGUUUUGUUGAACAUGAGUUUUUUUCUAAGCCAGGACGAAGACCUGGUCUCUGGGUCUCCUGAUAAAAGCUGCUGCUUUUGCAAGGCUGUUGUUUUUCCUAGUAGUUCUUACAAGAGGGAAUGCUCCACCGCCUGGAACGUAAUGUGGCCAAAUGUCUCUACGUGGGUGAGAAUGUGGAGAUUGGUGAUCUGUAAGUGAAUGUCAUGGUAAUGCACUAGUGCUAAAGCAAAAAGAAAAACAGCCGAAAGUCUGAUGAAGUGUUACUGAAGCGAAAGAAAUAAGAUUUAGGUUUGCCUAAACUGAGGUGAGAGUGGGGUGGGGGUGGGGGGGAGAAGACUCAAAGAUGAGCCUCUGGGAAUGUGAGAGGGAAUUGUAUAGAUAUUUUUAUAUUAUAUUUAAUAUAUAUAUAUACUAUAUUUGUACACAUAUUAAAAGAGUAUAGUCAGAGCUCUCCAUAUGCCUUCCAUUAUUUUUACCUACUCGUUUACUUCCUGGGGCCCUGGCUCCAGCGCUUCACCACCUUCUGCAGACCCCCUGUCUGUUGCCAACCGUCGACAUCAUCUAUAUAGUGAGCACAAAAACGUAGGUCCUAGUUCAGCAAGAUGCUGAAAGACGUGCCUGAGCAGUGACCCAACUAGCCUCAGUGCUGUUGGGGCAGCUGUUAGGCAGGUAAUCCCAUUUUUGAGAUGAUUAGGAAAUACUUCUUUUAAAACACUCGGCUAAGAGGAAUCUGGCUGAUACCACUAACCCACUGGUUGAACCAAGGCAGUAGCCCAAAGAGGGCAAGUCAAAGACGUUUGCUGCUCUGAAGUGCCAUGCUGUUACCUUUCUAAGGUGGUCGUCCUCCCAUCAUAUUUGAGUAUCACAUUGAAUUAGCGCAAGAUAAAAGAUGUGUACAAACUUUAAGCACUUUAUUGAGGGUGUGAUUUUAUUUGAAAUGCAGUUUAUUAUUUUAGGCAUGGGAGGAUCCCAAAGGUAUUGGAAUGUAGAAUAUUGUCAAAGAGGUAUUGCUGGAAAAUGUUUCUCAAUCUGGUGAUCCUUUGAGGCUCUGAAUCUGAGAUUAUGUGGGCAUUGAAAACAGGUUGACUUUGUGGGAAAUGGAUAAAUCUACAUCUGAGGGGGUUUUAGAGCUGUUUUUUUUAAAUAUUGCACAAUUGUCAGAGAGAUAUCAACAGGAGGCUUGUUAGAGCCUUUUAAAUGAUUCUAAGUGGUCCUUAGGAUAAAAAUGUGUAGAGGGUUUACAGAUGUGGCCUUUAGUAGACUGCUUCAGUCAUAAUUGUAGAAUAGUUAGCAUUUCUAGAGGUAACACCAUUUUGUGUGUGUGUGUGUUUAAUGUUAUGGUGUCGUGUACUUUCAGCAUAUGUGUUCAUCUCAUAAAUUGUCCAGGUUGGAAUUUUAUCAUUGAAACAUGAUGGGAAGGGAGCUGAUUGGAUUUACAAGGGAGGAAAAGCUCUCCCUCCAAGAAGCAGGGAGUCUUAUUUGCAGAAAUAAAGCUAAAUGGUAAAAUUUACAGUGCAUGAGACAAGAUUUGAGAUAACUUAAAAAUUUAAUUUGUUCACAAAGCUGGGUAGUUUGUCAAUAUAUAUUUUUAACACUACAUUCCUCUGUCUUUUAAUAAACAAGUAUUUUUAAGUCUGUUUGCUGUGUUUCAUGCUUUUUCAUCUUCAUAGGUGUUGCUACAAACAUGACGGGCUUAUAUUGUGCAAAGGUGUUGUACCUACUAGUAACACACACACACACAAAGCAAACAAAACACUGUGUAUGAACAAAAUAACUGUGUUGCCUGAUAUACAGAUCCCAGCUCUGACUGACAGGUGCUGCACUAGUAGACAAUCAAAAUUUAUGGAAGACUUUUUGGGGGAAAUGUUCUUAAAGAUACAGCUGCUUUGAAAGUGUUUUUUAUUCUUAAAGUUAAAGGAGUAUUUAUUUUUUAAAUUGUCUAAUUGGAUACUUUUCAGUGUUGAUUUCACAUUGUCUUGGUUUUGCAUUUUUAAAAAUUGGCAUUAGAUUUGUAUAUGUAGAAAAACCUGUUCAAUUUUCAUUAUCUGACUUCAGGAAAAUGUAGAUAUGGUUCCCUAGUGUUCAUGUGACCAUUAUCAAGUGUCAGUUUUUAAUUGAAUAAAUAUAACAUUUGGAAAUUUA